UUUAAAUACAUACAGUAUUUCAGCUUCAAAUGAGUUUACUAAAAAAAUAAAAAGUAAAACAAAACAAACCAAGGGCAGAUAACUCGUUAUAAAGUUAAGUUUGUGUGGUCACAUUUCACGUUUAGUUUACUUACAAUGAGUGGAUCGACUGUCAUACGUAUAAUUUAUACAUCUCAAGUACCUGGUUGACAAAUUAACUUGAACAGAUGUGAAAUGUAACUGCCAGAUCUGUUAAAAUUAUUACCAAGCAAUGUGUCGUUGAUCGGCUUGCAGUGAACUCGUAUGGAAAACUUACUUGUAUGGGGGGAAAUGCAGUGAACUCGUAUGGAAAUCCACACGUGAACUCAUAUGGAAGACUUAUAGGGAAAAUGCAUAUAUCCAAUACUUGUGUGUAAUUUUUAUGCAGAGGUCGACAAACCCUCUAGCCUGACGUAUGUGGCUAGUGGUUUUUAAGUUCAGGCUAGUGAGAAACGCAAAACAUGCAUGCAUGCAUUGUUUACGGUUUCUGUCGCAGGAAAUAAGUCUAAUGACAUGCAUGAUUUGAUUGGUUGGGUAAGUCACGUGGUAGUUAAUCUCGCACAAUGUUUUAGGCUAAGAAACUCUAAUUAUAUUUGUACUAAAUAUUUAUAUCUAUAUAUAUAUUAAAUUAUAUUUUUCAAUAUGUCUCUUACUCUGUUACAUCACGAAAUGUAUUUAUAUUUCUAUACUCAUAUCUAUAAUGUAUUAUCAUGUAUGUAUAUUGUUAAUAUACACAUAUGUUUAUAAUGUAAUAAUAAUAUCAUGUACUGUAUUUGUAUUUAUAUUCAUAUAUGUACCAAGCAAUGUAUUUAUAUUAUUAUUAUCCUUCUGUAAACCAUCUUGUAAUAAAGUUCGGUUCUUUUCUGUUCUGUUUUAUUUACCUAAAGCAAUGUAUUUAUAUUAUUAUUAUCCUCCUGUAAACCAUCUUGUAAUAAAGUUCGGUUCUUUUCUGUUCUGUUUUAUUUACCUAUUGUUUUCUAAUUGAAUGGCCUAUUUCGUGUAGGGGUUUGGUUAAUGCUUUUCAGCUGCCGAUACCUUUUUCGUUCAUCAAUUAACAAUGGAUUACACAUCGCUGUUAUAUUCUUUUGAUAUCAGGAUGAUGCCCCUGUAUCACUUCUCCCUAAACUAAUCUGUUUACUUGUUAAAUUGACACCUAUGCCUCAGCGGCGGAUCAGAGUAAUUUAACAUAACAAUUCAAUGCUUAAAACGUCGCUCCAAAAUCCACCCAGUUAACUUCACUCGGAACCAUGGCAGACUCACCUUGUGUGGUUUGUCACCGACCAGUAACAAGAUGACAUCACGCCGUGGAAUGCGACUCUUGCCAACAAUGGACACAUAGGACAUGUGACACAGGUAAUACUUUAUUAAUUUUUUAAUUAUUCUAUCUUUUUUUCAAUAAAUAAUUUUUUAAUUGCACGAAGAAUGCUAAAAAACCUACUCCUAAAACUUGAAAAUUAAAUAAUUAUUUGUAUAACUUGAAAAUUAAACAACGCUAUAUAACGCUAUAUAAUUAUUUAUAUAUUAUUAUAAUUUUUAUUCCCUACAUAUGUUUAUUCGGCAUUUUUACAACAACCUUUCUUGUUAAUUAUGUGUAUUACUUAUUUUGUAGGAAUAGACUUGAAGACCUACAGAAAGUUGAUGCGAGAUGAGAUCGAAUUCACGUUCUUUUGUAGUGCGUUUGUGGAUUCACAGACGUCUCCCACUGAUGUGCCAGCGUCACCACCAUCGCCACCACGUCUGAUCUGCCGCCGUGCAGUCGCUUCCCCAGAGCCGGUUGUCCCAGACUCGCCACCAUCGCCCCUGGAUGUUCCUGCCAUGUCACCAUGUCUGAUCCGUCGCCGUGCAGUCGCUUCCCCAGAGCCGGUGGUCCCAGACUCACCACCAUCGCCCAUGUCGCCUCGCCACCGACAUGCAGAUUCCACGGGCAACGAGUCAUCAUUCAACUUGACAGCCGGCAGCAUUGAGAUGCCCGAGGAUGUCCACGAGAAUUCCAUCCAGGAUCCGUCACCAAUGGAGGUGCCACUAGGACCUCAGGAGAUGGCGUUCAGGAUUAUAGAGAAGGGGACACAGAGAGGCAAACCGCUUCUUGUGGACAGUCGGGGAUAUACAUACACCAUUCAGGAUGGCAGGAAGGCUCCCGCUCUGGUCUACUGGUGGUGUUCGGUUCGAUCAUCAAACAACAGAUGCCGAGCUACAGUAGCCCAGAGGAAUGAUACUUUUCAGAUUGGAAGACACCAGCACAACCACCAGCUGACCGUCGGACUGUUCACAAAGAAGAACAUCGCAAUGAGGUUAAGAGAAGUUUCCCGCGAAGGAGACUUCUACCGGUCGUCACAUUCCAUGGCGGAGCAAAUCUACAUGGAGGAAUCCAAGCCCGACGAACUCUGCCCAACCCUUGUCCCACUACUGACCGCCGCACGGACUGUGAAUCACCAUCGACAGAAGUUGCGUCCCAAGAAGCCAAAGGACCUUACGUUUGAGUUAGAGCCUAGAGCCAUUCCAGAAGACUUCUUUCGAGAAGACAUCAAGACAGGACGUGGCAGUCGACAUCUGGUGUUUGCCACACAGGAGCAACUGAGGACGCUGACCACCGCCAAGACCUGGUUUGUGGACUCUACGUUCCGGGUAGUCUCGAAGCCGUUCACACAGCUGCUGUCGAUUCACGCCUUCUUGACGUCGGGGGGGGGAAGAUGAAGCAGGUGCCACUAUUGUUCACGCUGAUGUCCAGCUGUCAGACAGAUGACUACAUCGCGGUGUUCGAGGCUGUCCAGAACCUUCUUGAAGAAGACCUCUCAUUGGAACGGAUGACGACCGACUUUGAGGUGGCAACAUGGAAGGGGUUUCGAGCCGCUAUACACCUUAAUACGUUUCUUGAAGGCGGAGGCCGACCUGCUGCCCAUGCAGUCGAGACUACUAACAGACGGGCAGUUGGAUCGGCGGCAAACGCCAGCACAGAAGAAGAAAGCGAAGAAGUACUUCGAGCUAUGGGACAAUUAUACGGAAGGCGAUCUGUCCCCAAGCCAGCUUCUGCGUGAAGUCGCAAAGAUGAACGGACCCGUAUGCCAGUGAUGUGCACCAUGCAUCAAUAGUCUAGUACAAUAUUAAUUACUAAAAUAUGCCUUUUAUAUAUUUUGCCAUUCAUUUAUUAAAGCAAGCACAUAAAUUACAUUAAUGUUUAUUUCAAUUAAUUUUUGUGUAUUUUUAAUGAGCAAGUGCCCCAAAAGUGUUUGGUGUACCAUGCCUUGCCUAAUUUCUAGGGAAAUCACUAAAAUAUGUCUGUCAUGCGUAGUGUGUUUAUCAUUGCUUCUUAUUAUUUAUUAUUCAUUGGAUGCUUGUUACAGAAUAAAUUAAACAUGAUUGAACAUACUUGUUUUCUAUUGAUUUGGAAUUACAUGAAAAUACACGAAACCAUACGGGGUGGAUACUCUUGACGUCACAUGUCAGUCGGGGGAAUAUGUGCCCACACGCCUAUGCACGGAACGAAAAUAGGUGACCACGGGUAACACGAAAAUAGGUGUCUGCCGUUGACGCACAAACUGCGGUUGACACGCUAAUGAUGGUGACAUAAAUAAGAAGCAUGUAUACAAAACAAUUGUCAUGUAAAAAUACACAUAUUCAAAGUAUAUCUACAUAUCCAUACAUCCCCAUACGAGUUCACCGUUAUUUCUUACAUACGAGUUUGUUUUCCAUACGAGUUUUUUGUCCAUACGAGUAAGUUUUCCAUACGAGUUCACCACACCCCCAUUGAUCACUUGGUGUCACCAACAAUUUCAGUGGUACUCUUCAUUUUUUACUCAAAUGUCUAGGCUCUGUCUGUCCAUGAUAGAGGUCGCUUGUUAGUGAGAAAUAUGUCAGUAUAUUGGAGCUCUGCACCUGGUCUGUUGAGUUAAUGUUUGUUUUGUUUAACAACACUACUAGAACACAUUGAUAUAUUAAUCAUCAGCUAUUGGAUGUCAAACAUUUGGUCAUUUUUUAUUAAUCAUGGUCACGUUGGUGAUAUUUGUAAUUAUGAAUUGAAUAAUUUAAUUUAUAAAU
Messenger RNA from Gigantopelta aegis, 4053 nucleotides. RefSeq lists its product as uncharacterized. The transcript has 6 exons. The record is from RefSeq and is a predicted model, not a curated record. Bases 1606 to 2712 code for a protein of 368 amino acids. Lineage: Eukaryota; Metazoa; Mollusca; Gastropoda; Neomphalida; Peltospiridae.